UUUGCUUUUUUUGCUGCUGCCGAAAUAAGUUUGCAAUUCAAGGAACUUGCAUGAAAAAUGCAAUUUCAAAUAAAAUUUAAGUUUUUCAGUUACCCCUGCUGGCGCAAUAUGCAAAUGAUUAAAUUUGAAAAUAUUAACCUCUGGGGGGCUUGAACAAAAGUGGAAAGAAGGUCGAACAAAAAAAUUCAUUGUUAUGAAGAAACAAUAUGCAGUCCAAUAUGAGAAGAGUGAAAAGAUGGAGCCUUCCCCAGAUGCGGAUAAGGGCAAUCUGAUGAUUGAGAAGUUAGCCGUGUUUUUGUCUUGGUUUUGUGUAGUGAUAUUUUUCCCUUUCUCGAUAUGCUGUGGCCUAUAUGUGGUUAAGGAGUUUAAGAGGAUUGUGGUAUUCCGAUUGGGUCGUCUCAGAGGUUGCUCAGGUCCAGGUCUGGUAUUUCUGCUUCCCUGCAUCGAUUCGUUCAGAACGGUGGAUAUUCGUACGGGUGUGAUUGAUUCCGAUCCCCAGGAUAUGCUUACCAAGGACUCAGUGACAAUAACGGUGAAUGUAGCUGUGUACCACUACGUGUAUAACCCCAUCGACUGGUUUAUCAAGGUGGACGAUGGAAAUGAUGCCAUAAAAAGGAUUUCCCAGGUCACUCUGCGCAGCAUUGUCGGAUCCAAGAAACUGCACGAAAUAUUGACCUCCAGGGAGCAACUGUCGCAGGAAAUCCAGGAUGCUUUAGCCGGGAUCACCACUCGUUGGGGAGCUCGGGUUACGCGAGUGGGCCUGUUGGAAAUCAUCAUACCAAGUAGUUUGGAGCGCUCCUUGGCAGCCGAAGCGGAGGCAUCAAGGGAAGCACGAGCCAAGAUCAUUUUGGCCGAGGGCGAGGCCAAAGCUUCACAGGCCCUAAAAGAAUGCUCUGAUGUGAUGUCCACGAACCAAAUUACCCUACAAUUGAGGCAUCUGCAGAUUCUCUCAUCAAUGGCAAAAGAACGUAGGGUAAAUGUCAUUUUCCCCAUCCCCUUGGAAAUAAUGGAACCAUUUCAGGAUGGGAAGGAGUCGUCGAAUGCAGCUCAAGACGGCGAUGAUGGAAGGGAUAAGUAUGAGCAAUCUGAUAAGCUGAACUUAUACUCACCAAAAGUCUACAUCAUUGGUCCACCACCGGAUGCAUUCCCCGAUCCCAAUCCCAAUCCCAAUCCCGAACCUGAACCUGAACCUGAACCCGAUCCCGAAUCAGCAACUAAUAGGGAGAACGUAGAUGAGACCAGACCUGGCCGAUCUUGGCAGUGGCCACCAUUCUUCAGACCCUCGCGAAGACCUGAUAACAGCAACAACCAUCUGGCAGUCCGAAGAGCUCCCAUUGAAGAUGGCCAACGACCUGCCAGCAGAGGAACUAAUCUAACUGAUGGAAUCGAACCUUAUCCACUUUUGACUAAGCCUCCAGCCCGAUCCAGUUCGCCCUCUACAAAGCAAUCUUCUGUUCCCAUUCCUCCUCGUCCUGAUCCCCCGGCACUUCCUCCGGUUCCAUCUCAUCCGACGCUUCCUCCUAUUCCACCCCAUCCAACUCUACCUCCUCCCGAACGACCCACACCUCCUCCAAAAUCUACUUCCCCACCAGAAGAAAAAGCAAAAGUGACAAAGCCCGACAAAAAUUAUUAUUUUUAA
Drosophila suzukii is the source of this 1639-nucleotide messenger RNA. The record is from RefSeq and is a predicted model, not a curated record. Lineage: Eukaryota; Metazoa; Arthropoda; Insecta; Diptera; Drosophilidae.